AUGCAGACUAAAGUGGCUUCAGAGGAGGGCAUGCCCAAAGUGGCAUCAGAAGAUGGUAUGCUUGAGCAUAAAAUAUGCUUGGAAAUGGAGAGAGAGCUAGAAUUAGUAAACUUAAAGGAGCAAUACAUUUUGGAAGAGAUAAAGUCAUUAAAGAAGGAACUUAUAAAGUCACAGCAGGCGAUUGAACGGGUGAAGAGUGUUCCUUUGAUAAUGGGACACUUUUUAGAGGCAAUAGAUUCUGAUACUGCUAUAAUUGGGAGCACUGCUGGGUCUAACUCAAUAGUAAAGGUACUAUCUACGGUGAAUAAAGAACUAUUAAAACCAAACACGAGUGUAGCUCUGCACAGACACUCUAGUGCAUUAGUAGAUGUACUGCCUCCUGAGGCAGAUAAUAUAUUCUCUGUGUUGGGAGAAGAGGGCAGGCCCAAUGUUAAGUAUUCUGACAUAGGAGGGCUAGACAGUCAGAAACAAGAAAUACGUGAGGCAAUUGAGUUACCACUGACAGACUUGGCACUGUACCAGCAAAUAGGAAUAGAGCCACCAAGAGGAGUUCUUUUAUACGGACCACCUGGUACUGGAAAGACUAUGUUGGUUAAGGCCGUAGCACACCACACAAAAGCAACAUUUAUUCGAGUGAACGGGUCAGAGUUUGUGCAGAAGUAUUUGGGUGAGGGACCAAGAAUGGUAAGGGAUAUUUUCCGACUGGCGAUAGAGAAAGCCCCUUCAAUUAUUUUUAUAGACGAGGUAGACUCUAUUGCCACUACUCGAUUUGACUCUGCAACAAGUGCGGACAGAGAAGUACAGAGAGUGCUAAUUGAGCUGUUAAACCAAAUGGACGGAUUUGACCAGACAACAAAUGUAAAGGUAAUUAUGGCCACAAACAGAGCAGAUACUAUUGACCCAGCACUGCUCCGACCAGGGAGGCUAGAUAGAAAGAUUGAGUUCCCCGUACCAGACAGGAGACAGAAAAGAAUGAUCUUUACCACAAUAACCAACAAAAUGAGUCUUUCCAGCGAAGUAAACUUAGAGGGGCUUGUAGUACGGUCAGACAAAUUGUCGGCAGCUGAGAUAAAUUCAAUCUGCCAGGAGGCAGGUAUGCUUGCUGUAAGGAAUGGCAGGUAUAUGGUAAUCCAGAGCGACUUUGAAGCAGCAUAUGCAAGAAUAGUAGAGAAGAAGAAUUCAGAGCACGGAUUCUAUUACUGAUGAAAAUAAAC
Nematocida parisii ERTm1 is the source of this 1214-nucleotide messenger RNA. RefSeq names its product 26s proteasome regulatory subunit 6. Gene Ontology annotation, cellular component: proteasome regulatory particle, base subcomplex. Lineage: Eukaryota; Fungi; Microsporidia. Bases 1 to 1203 code for a protein of 400 amino acids. Gene Ontology annotation, molecular function: proteasome-activating activity; ATP binding; ATP hydrolysis activity. Gene Ontology annotation, biological process: proteasome-mediated ubiquitin-dependent protein catabolic process. The record is from RefSeq and is a predicted model, not a curated record. The transcript has a single exon.